AUGGUCUGUUUAGAGUCGACAUUGGCGUUUUUACACAGCCGUCGUAUCUGUCGGCUGUUGUCGUCGUCUUUCAUACAGCCGGCAGUAUCUUCAAAACGUGCAUCAAUAUUUAUUUCGUUAUUAUCCAUCCUUUCAUUAUUCUCAUCAGUGGCCGCUGUUCAAAACCAAAGAAUUCUUCCGUCAUCUAUCAUUACAGUUACAAAUGUCUCAUCAACAGUAUCAAUUACACCUCGACGACGAAUGCUACCAACAACCACAUCAAUAUCAACAUCAGUCACAUCAGCAUCUAUUAUUACAGUAGCAAAUAAACUUAAUAAUGAUACCGUUGAAAAUGAAAAACUCCUUCAAAAAACUUCUCGUAACAUAGCCUAUUUAGUCGUAAUUAUUAUUAUUUGUUCGGUAUUGAGUAUUAUAACAAUAGUUGGAAAUCUUGUUGUCAUAUUAGCUGUGUGUCUUGUAAGAAAACUACGGACAGCAUCAAAUAUACUUAUUGUGAGUCUUGCUGUUAGUGACAUACUAGUCGGAUUGUUUAUUAUGCCAUUAGCAAUGGUGCUUGAAAUUACCAAUAACAAAUGGCUUUUAGGCUCGGUUAUGUGUGACAUAUGGACAUCAACGGAUGUUCUUCUAUGUACAUCUUCGAUAUUGAAUUUUCUUGUUAUAUCAAUCGACCGAUAUUGUAUUAUCAAUCAUCCAUUUAAAUAUGCUCCUAUGCGUAAAGUUAAAUUACUUUCAUUCAUGAUAGCCGGUGUAUGGAUACUUAGUGCACUUGUUUCAUUACCACCUAUUUUAGGCUGGGGUCGUCCUUCGGAAAAUCUUCCGACAUGUCAAGUAAAUAAUAAAUUGGAAUAUCAAAUAUUUGCAACUAUGCUUUCGUUCUACAUUCCCCUUAUUGUUGUACUUAUAAUAUAUGCAAAUAUCUAUCGAACGGCUCAAACAGCAAUGGAUAAUCGUUCAAGUGUUCAAAUGUCUCAAUUUUUAACACGUAAUAAUUCUUCGAUGAAUGUUGCACAGUCAAAUGCAGCCGAAUCAUCUUUUCAACAUCAAUCAAAUGGUAAUAGUUUUCCAGCGCCACAAUCCUUAUUAAAUGUAUCUAACACAAAUAAUAAUAAUAAUAAUAAUAAUAAUAAUAAUCAAAAUCAAAAUGAUGAAUUUUUAUCAGCAUCAGGUACUGAACAACGACAUGGUAGACAAUAUUCAAAAAAGAAUUCAGCAAAAAAAUCAAGUGGAAGCAAAUCUCCGAGUUUUUUAUCUGCGUCGAGAUGUUUAGGUAGACGAAUAAGUACGCCAUUUAAUGGUCGUUUAUCAGUAUUUGUCACGCGACGUUAUUCUUUUUUUCGUCAUGUUCAUUUACCAAAUCAAAAAGCCAUACGAACACUUGGCGUUAUCUUAGGCACAUUUAUUGUUUGCUGGCUUCCAUUUAUGCUAUUUGCCAUUAUAAAACCAUUACAUGAAUAUGUAACACGUUUAACAGGUUCACCACGACCACUCAAUGUUCCUGAAUGGGUCGAUCCAGUUCUGCUAUGGUUCGGCUAUUCAGCAUCAAUGUUAAAUCCUUUAAUCUAUUCAAAAUUUAAUCGAGAAUUUCGAACACCAUUUCGAGAAAUAAUCUAUUGCCGUUGUCGAGGCUUAAAUGACAAAAUUCGACGACAAGAGUAUCUAGAAAAUUUAUAUGGUGAUAAUCAUUUACAGGUACCAUCUUUGCCCAUUCAUCAAUCACAACAACAAGGAGCACAUUUGAGAGUUAGCGGCAGUCCUGAAGCAGCAGCCGUGUGA
Messenger RNA from Rotaria socialis, 1773 nucleotides. The record is from the annotation of a GenBank genome assembly. NCBI's taxonomy places the organism in Eukaryota, Metazoa, Rotifera, Eurotatoria, Philodinida, Philodinidae.